CAAUGCAUUAAUUUAACAAAUGUAAAUAAUAUGUAGGUUGUUGUACACUAUCAUAGGUUCAUUACAAAUUUGACAACCUCGUUUCCGCCACGGUCCGGUUAACAGUUGGAUUAUUCAUUUCCUUAAACAUGUGCACUUUAUAUGGGAUAAACUUUUAUGAGCAUUGUUUAUAUGAAAUUAUCAGAAAUACUUUUAUUUUCAUUUUGUGGUUUGUGAAAGAUUCAAUUUAUUACAAUGAAUCAUAAGAUAUAAGCUGUUACUCUGAGUAAUAGGAAAAGUAUUUAGUUUAAAGAUAAGGUAGUUUAGUUACAGAAUAAAAAUGGAUGAAGAAGAAAUUCUAGAUAACUGGAACUACCAGCUCAGCAAUCAUUUGAUAGUAAACAAUAUAAUUCUAGUGUUAUAUAUGGUUAUAGGAUUAUUCGGUAACGUUUUAGUGAUAUUCAUAUACAUUUUCAAGUUGAAGAAAAAGGAUGACCGGUAUUUCAUUCCAGUUCUUGCGACGAUGGAUUUAACAGCAUGUUCGGUUGGUUCAGCGUAUGCCCUUGCGUUAAAUCUACUUCCGGCCAAGUUUACAAGUGAUAUUAUGUGUAAAGUGUUGUGGUAUUUUAGUCAAGCUACGACCAUUUCGUCUGGGCUACUUCUUGUUGUUAUUGCAGUGCAGCGUUAUCUGAAAGUCUGCAAACCAUUGUUAACAUUAACGUUACGUUGGAAACGGAUUGCGAUAUUUUUGUGCUUUAUUAUAUCAUCGAUAUUUUCGAUCCCGACAUUAUUCUUUUACGGAGAACUACAGUUUCCUCAUCCAAUUAAUUCUUCCGUGAUUGGAUCAAGAUGUGGACAAAUUGGAAGAACAGACGAUUUAUUCCGUAAUAGUGUCAUAACAUACACUAUAUUAGAAUUCCUUGCGGCCAUUGCUGGUUGUAUAUCAUUUACCGUUCUCUAUGCACUUAUUGGAAAACAGAUAUAUAAAAAGUUUAUUAUCUUCAGACGAACAACGACUCUCAGACGACGACCGCUUGGCAAAAAUAAUAAACCGAUAUCAACGUCAACUACAGACGACAAUAAAAAUAGAGCGUCGGUAGACAGCAUAGAUAUAGACAUUGUGUCUUCAUUUAACAAUAGUCAGGAAAGCAUUGUGGAUGACAAUCAACCAUCGCAACGGAAGAAGCGAAGAUCUCUUGAUGUAUUGCAAGAAAACGUUUCAGCUUUAAAGCAGCAUUUUCAUACACAUCGUUACACAUACAUGUUUAUGGCAAUUACUUUAUUUUUUAUGAUAACUUUUACUCCUCGUAUCACAUUGAUGGUGACGGAAUCAGUUGACCAUAACUUCUGGAGAAAUCUGGUCGACCAGCCUAAAACAAUAGCUGUAUGUUUGUUUUUCUAUCGUUUUUACAUUUUCAAUCACAUUAUUAAUCCAUUUAUUUAUGGAUUUUUCGACACUACGUUUAAGUAUGAAGUGAAGAAAUUGUUUUGUAUGACAACUAAUUCACGGGCUCGAGACAGCGAGUUUUAAAGUAACAUACAAACAGACUUUGACCUUGGUA
This is a messenger RNA of Mytilus trossulus (common blue mussel), 1541 nucleotides long. RefSeq names its product cholecystokinin receptor-like. The coding region runs from base 320 to 1510 and encodes 396 amino acids. Gene Ontology annotation, cellular component: plasma membrane. NCBI's taxonomy places the organism in Eukaryota, Metazoa, Mollusca, Bivalvia, Mytilida, Mytilidae. Gene Ontology annotation, biological process: neuropeptide signaling pathway. Gene Ontology annotation, molecular function: G protein-coupled peptide receptor activity. The transcript has a single exon. The record is from RefSeq and is a predicted model, not a curated record.